CGAUCCUUCCUCCACCCACUGCUGCAGGUGAGAAGACGAGGGGUGUGGCGCGUCUCUGACAGACAUGAGAGGAGACGCACGGAGACACUUCACACUGAGAUCAGGAGAGACGGACGGACACACACAUGGAUUUCUCUAAUCAGGUCUCUGCGGAGCGGGGAGCGGGUUCUCGCGGUUCCCUCUCUGAGCUGUGUCUGGUUUUGGUGGGCAGCAUCGGCUGUGGAAAGACCAUGACGGCGGACACCCUGCUGGGUCAGACUUCCGCUCCGGGACCUUCGGCCUCUUCCCGUGUGAGUCAGAUACGGCGGGGACUGUCGGAGGGCCGGCGGCUGAGCGUCGUGGAAACCCCUCGCUGGUACUGGCGGGGCAAGGAGGUGGAGGUCGACAUCCAGGAGGAGACCCGGCGGUUCCUCAGCUCCAGCGUUUCCGGGCCCUUCGUCUUUCUCAUCCUCGUUCCCAUCGGGGAGUUCACGGAGAUGGAGGGGCGCAUCCCGGAUCAGCUGGAGCGCAUGUUUGGGCCGUCGGUGCUGGGUCACACGCUGGUGCUGCUCACCUGUGGAGAAUACCUGAUGGGCCGCAGUCUGGACGAGUACCUCAGGAAGGAGGUGGGGCUGCAGGAGGUGGUGAGGAGGUGUCACGGCCGCUGCCACGUGAUCAGUAACCGCAAACCUGAAGACAAACAGCAGGUCGUCGCUCUACUAGAGAAGGUGGAGCAGAUGAUACAGAGGAACGGAGGAUUUCAGCUGCUCAGGGACGAGGAGACGCACAGGAGAGACGUCAGAGAGGAGCAGAAAACAGAGAUGAAGCUCAGCGCAACCAGAGACACGAUGUGGAACGGAGGCAUCGGAGGAAAACAAACACAAAUCAACACGUUUGACAAACGCACAGAAGAAACAGGAAGCGAUGAAACGAUUGAGACACGCCUGAUCAACGGGCUUCAGUCACGGCAGCACGAGGGCGAGGAAACGCACGGCCGACACGCGCCGCCGGAGAAAAGCCUGAGCUUCAAACUCAACAAAGAGGGAGCUCUUCUCAGUCAGAUGAUGGAGGUGCCAGAGGUCCAGUACAACCAGAGCUUCAUCAACACCAUCCAUCACAGUAUUAAAAAGGUUUCGGAUGACAGUAAACCCGUCUCUCCUUUAUCAUCACAUUCCUCAUCUUCCUCCUCCAAUCUUCUGGACGACUCUUCUCUGCCCGAGCUGAGGUUGGUUCUGCUGGGUCGCCGUGGUUCUGGGAAGAGCGCGGCCGGGAACGUCAUUCUGGGUUGUGAGAUGUUUGACGUACACAGAGAUGAUGUCUCGGCGGCCUCUCAGCGGUGUGUGAAGGCCAAAGCGCUCCUGGACGACACGCGGGUGUCAGUGGUUGAUACGCCGGACUGGUUUCAGUCGGAGAGAUCUCCUGAGGAGGUGAAAGGUCAGAUCUCCUCGUGUCUGGCCCUGUUGGCCCCGGGCCCUCACGCGUUCCUGCUCUGUAUCCCCGUCGACCGACCCGCUCGUUCCGAGCUACCGGCCCUGAGCGCGCUGGAGGGCGCCUUCGGACCCGACGCCGUUCGCCGGCACACGAUUGUCCUCUUCACGCGCUCGGACCUGCUGCCGGAAGGAGCGGGCGGCGUGGAGCAGGUGGAGGCGUACAUCGCCUCCCGACGGCCGGAGAUGCUGGAGCUGGUGCAGAAAUGCGGCGAUCGCUACCACGUCUUGCGGCGCGGGAACACGGACGGACGGCAGAGCGGCGGCGUGAAGGAGCUGCUGGAGAAGGUGCAGCAGACGGUGAAGGAGAGCGGAGGAGAUUUCUACAGCUGCUCGCCCUUCCGGCAGAACCAGGAGGAGAUCGCGACCGUCAGGAGAGACAGACAGCGCGACAGAGACAGACAGAACCCGUCUCACUCUCUGGACGCUCUGAAGGAGGAGGAGGAGGAAGUGACGUCCACGGUGAAGGGCGACCGUCUGGACUCGGCUGCGCCGGCUCCGUCGCCGCUCCGCUCCGCGUGGGAGACGACGAGCUCGUGUGCGGGACGGGUGCCGAAGCUGCUGGCGGUGGGAGCUCUGGCGGGAGCGGCGCUGGGCGUGUUCCUCGCAGGAGCCGUAGGAGGCGCUGUAGGAGCGGUGCUGGGCUCUGCCGUCACUGAGGUCGGGAGACGGAGAUACAAUAAACAGAAAACAGAGUAAUAGACCGUGUGAUCUGCUCUGGAGAAUCACUGUGAACUGUACAGUAAUUCCCUCGGCUGUUGUUUGUGGCACGGUGUCAGUCUGAAAAACUCAAAGUUAUAUGUGCCAGACAGUUCGUUCACAUUUUGGGUCUCGAGUUUAAAUGUUUCCAGAUCGCUCUGAAUCCGGCUGAUUCUUCACCAACAGUUUCAUGAACGCAAGAACAAAUCAUUGAGUCUGUUAACUGUAUUUUCAAUUGUGUAACCACACAUUAAUGUGCACCAAAAAAAAAAUCUAUUUUCUGUUCAUGAAAGGAAUAAAGGGCCACAGUUUGUAAUUUAUCACUAAACAUGUUCCAGACUGAUUGGGCAAUAUUUAUAUGUUCAUAAAACCGUUCAUGUAAACACUCCAUAUAGAGAUUAAAAUCUAUGAUAAAACAGUGUCCUGUGGAUCAGCGAUUAGCGGCGCUGUUUCCUCACCGCAAGAAGGUCCCGGGUUCGAGUCCCGGCUGUAACCUUUGUGUGUCUGUCUGACUUUGCCCCACAAUCCAAAGAUUACAUUAAACUGACUGUAGCUCUGAAUGAGUGUGAGAGUCUGUGAUGGACUGACCAUUCUCAUCCUGAAGAUCAGCACCACAGAGAUCUUAAAAUCGCUUAUCUUUAUGCAAAACACCAGAAAAACAAGACAACUACUGUGUUUAAUACAUAAAAAUAGCUGCAUAUGCAAAAUGUUUUCAAGGCGUACUGCGGUGACAAAUCAACAGAUGAAGCUGAAAUAUAGUUUGUAGUAAGUUAGCGGGGGUCUAAAAGACACUUAAGUAGUCUUAAGUAAUAUAUCAAUACGACCGCA
Labeo rohita (rohu) is the source of this 2993-nucleotide messenger RNA. Its product is annotated as GTPase IMAP family member 8. Gene Ontology annotation, molecular function: GTP binding. The record is from RefSeq and is a predicted model, not a curated record. The transcript is spliced from 6 exons. Bases 126 to 2165 code for a protein of 679 amino acids. NCBI's taxonomy places the organism in Eukaryota, Metazoa, Chordata, Actinopteri, Cypriniformes, Cyprinidae.